UUGGCCAACUCAGUUGCCGUUUAGAAGCCGUCGCGUGCAGAUCGCAAAUAGCCAGCAAAAGAGAUACCUUCCCUACAAUAUCUAUAAGAAAGCUGAAGAUCGAAUUCGCAAGAGCGUUAAACCGAAAACUGGUAGCGGUAGUACCAAUAUUUGUUUGUGGGGAGUAAAAAGAAAUGGGGAAGUGAAGUGGUUGAUCGUGAAGUGAAGAUGUGAAGAGCUAUAGAUGUGAAUAUUUCAUAGACAUCGGAGCUCCGUCAAAGAAAAAGCAGCAGAAACCAAAAAUCAAACAAUAGAUUGUUUUUGUCGCUGCUGAAAACGAGAAUGAAUCAAUAAACCUAUAAAAACUAACUGUAAACUUGAAAAGUGGCACAGCAUCUGCAAAAAAAAAGUAAAUCAACAAAACAGAUAGACGUUUUCAAUUUAAAUAUGAUUAGUCAUUGGAAAGGGUGUCUACUGUGGUUGCUGAUAGCCCUCAGUGGCUGCCAGCUAAUUGCCCCCCAGCAGCUGCAGGGUCCUCCUCGUCCCAGGGGGCGUAUACGUAUUGCGGAUAUGCAAAAUCCCGCCUCAGUCGGCGGGGCACCUGUUCCGGCCUUGGGAAACUGGCCAAAUGUGCCGGCUGAAGGUCCCAUCAGCUCCACUGUGCACACCCACAUUCCACUGUGGCGCGAGGAGAGCUCCCCCCUGCCGGCCACGCUCAGUCAGGAGGCGGUGGUGUACGGCAACUGGAAGCCAGAGCAUCCGGAGAAGCCCGAGAAGGUGGACACGAAAAACGAGUCGGAUCCGCAGCCCAGGGAGCGGGUCUACGGACGCUUGGAAGCCAUGCUCAUGGGAUUGCCGGCAGAUGCUAUUGAUGCCAAGCCCUCAAGUUCCAGCGAAGAGCAACCCGCUCCUAUUCCGCCUGGUAGAUAUCAGAAUCCUGCCUAUUCCCGACCAGUCAGCCGUGAAAGUUCGGCAGAGAAAUAUGGUCGCCGACGCAUCAGUACUCAGCAGGCGCCACAACAAUUCGAGUUGGCCAAGGUUAACGAUUCGGAACCAAUAUUGAAGGCAAUUUCUAAGCAGUUCAACGAGACCGUGGAGACGACGACUACGGACAAUCGAAGUAAUUCCAAGAAUUCCGCGAACGAUAACUGGUUGCCCCUGCCGUAUCCCUAUCCCUACGAUACCACAAUGCCUGCUCCACCUGCAACGAGCUCUAUGGUUCCAGGAUUUAUGCAAUCCUCGGUGGUGCAUCCACCGGCCCCCACACAGGCCACUCGCUCAACUGCGGGUCUACUGAAUUGGCCCACUGAUUUCAUCGACAGCACCUCCCUUACGGCGAGCACCGAAAAGAUAGAUGGGAACCUGCAGGGGAGCAUUGACCGGCGCGAUGAGAGCGUCUCUGAUCCGGCGGACGAGUACAAGUACUUCGAGGACUCUCUGAACUCCGCCCAGAUGCACAGCGAACUGAGUGUUCCAGAGACCAUGCCGCUGAACAUUACCCGGGUGGGCAUCCCGUACGAAGAUCGAAAUGCCUCUGAGGAGCCGACCAUAUGUGUGCCUCUCACCGUCUCGGAAACUUCGCUUUCCUCCGACAGCAUUGUGCCCCAGGUGGUGGAGGUCGAAAGGGUUUACUGCUUUCCCCUUCCGAAGGUGGAGAUACGUCCUGGUCAUGCCCGUCCGCAGGUGGAACAGGUGACGAGGGAGCAGGAGAUACCAGAAGCAGAAAUGGAUAUGCAGCCAACGGAACCGACUAUACCGAGUGAUUCCGGCACCGCAUCCGGAUCCCCGCGUAGAUCCCUUGACUCACUCGCGGUGCUCCUCGUCAUAGCUUGCAGCUUUUGGCCACAAAUUAGUAUUUAGAUUUAGUAUCACUUGACCUUAACACAACUCAGGGGCUAUUCGCUAAUUACACUUAUUUAAAAAUUAAACCUAAGCCUACACAUAAAAUU
Molecule: messenger RNA, 1928 nt
Organism: Drosophila erecta
Lineage: Eukaryota; Metazoa; Arthropoda; Insecta; Diptera; Drosophilidae
Exons: 2
Coding region: 427-1839 (470 amino acids)
Source: RefSeq, a predicted model, not a curated record